AUUAAAAGAUGAUGAUAGCGGAGACCAUGACCAGAAUGAGGAGAAUAACACACAGAAAGACAGUGAGAAGGAAAAGAAUGAUCGAGAGAAACCGCAGAGUACUACCAAGAGGAAGGCUGUUGUCCCAGGGCCAGCUGAGCACCCCUUGCAGUAUAAUUACACCUUCUGGUACUCCAGACGAACACCCGGGAGGCCUACCAGCUCGCAGAGUUAUGAACAGAACAUCAAACAGAUUGGCACCUUUGCCUCCGUGGAGCAGUUCUGGCGAUUUUACAGUCACAUGGUACGUCCUGGGGACCUGACAGGCCAUAGUGACUUCCAUCUUUUCAAAGAGGGAAUCAAACCCAUGUGGGAGGAUGAUGCCAACAAAAAUGGUGGUAAAUGGAUUAUCCGUCUGCGAAAGGGCUUAGCGUCACGAUGCUGGGAGAAUCUCAUUCUGGCAAUGUUGGGAGAACAGUUUAUGGUGGGGGAAGAAAUCUGUGGGGCAGUUGUCUCUGUCCGAUUCCAGGAGGAUAUUAUCUCGAUAUGGAACAAGACAGCCAGCGACCAGGCCACGACAGCCCGGAUACGCGAUACAUUACGAAGAGUGCUCAACCUACCUCCCAACACCAUCAUGGAAUAUAAAACACACACCGAUAGCAUCAAGGAUAAUUCAAGCUUUCGAAACACAAAAAUCACAUUGUGAGAACAAGAGCUGGCACUAAGCUCCUCUCUCCGUGUUGAAAGCACUGAGAGGUCUCUACCAGUGCCCUCCGACCUCUGAAGGGACUCAUGGGCCACUCUCUCGCACUCCUCCUUGGAGGAAGGAUCCAUCUGAAGCCCUCCAGCAGCGGUGACAAUAGAGGCUGAUUUUGUCAUACACAAACUUUUUUUUAGCAGUGGGGCGGGAGGCCAGCCUUUCAAUUAGCGGCGUGCCCUUGGGGCCGCAUCUUGCAGCACUUUCCUCUCUUUCUCUACACGGCAUGCAGGAUCUCUGGGAUUCUGCCUCAAGAUCGGAGCCUUUUGCUGAGGGAUACCAGUAUUAUAAAUCUCUCUGCAGCUGGGAGGAGCUUCCCAGUUGAGAGUCAGCCCUGUGGUUUUCAAAUGCCCCCUUUCAGCUCUGCCAAUAAAUUAUUGGGUCUCUUUGGUUCU
Molecule: messenger RNA, 1131 nt
Organism: Balearica regulorum gibbericeps (East African grey crowned-crane)
Lineage: Eukaryota; Metazoa; Chordata; Aves; Gruiformes; Gruidae
Source: RefSeq, a predicted model, not a curated record